Cololabis saira (Pacific saury) is the source of this 5735-nucleotide messenger RNA. It is a transcript of the gene ddr2l, whose product is annotated as discoidin domain receptor family, member 2, like. Gene Ontology annotation, molecular function: ATP binding; protein tyrosine kinase collagen receptor activity; collagen binding. Gene Ontology annotation, cellular component: signaling receptor complex; membrane. The record is from RefSeq and is a predicted model, not a curated record. The transcript is spliced from 19 exons. Gene Ontology annotation, biological process: protein phosphorylation; cell surface receptor protein tyrosine kinase signaling pathway; positive regulation of kinase activity. Bases 415 to 3051 code for a protein of 878 amino acids. Lineage: Eukaryota; Metazoa; Chordata; Actinopteri; Beloniformes; Belonidae.
UCCUCCUCCUCCUCCUCCUGGUCGGAAACGGGAUGUGAUGUAAAUACACAGAAACUUUUUUCCCCCUGUCCCAGGUCUUUGGAGAGUGUGUGGAUCUUCUUCCACCAGCAGGGUCCCGAGCUGCGACCACAGUCGGACUAAUAGAACCAGGAGACAUCAGGAUAAAGGAUAAUAAAGCCUCUUUAUUCCCUCAGCCAUGAUCCUGUGAGCUCCAACCACCCGACAACUUACCAGAAACUCGAGCUGCCGCACUGAGAGACUCCGGAGAGGGGGGGGAAGGAAAAGAGAGAGGGAGAGAGGGAGAGGGAAGAAGAAAAAAACGGGUCGGACCGGGCCGAAGCGCGCUGCUGUUGGAUCCGGGGGAAACUGCGGACAGAGAUGUAGCGUGCGUGCUGGUGAGAUCGGUGGACCAUCAUGCACCUCUUCCCGCUGCUGCUGAUCCUUCAAGCUACAGCAGCUAUCGGACAGAUUGACCCAGGGCGCUGCCGUUACCCCUUGGGCAUGGAGGAUGGACGGAUCAAGAAUGAAGACAUCUCAGCAUCCAGUCAAUGGUACGAGACCACGGGACCGCAGUACGCCAGGUUGAAUCGUGAGGAAGGAGACGGCGCCUGGUGUCCCAAAGGACAGCUGGAACCUUCAGACAGGCAGUACCUGCAGGUGGACCUGGGCAGACUCACCUUCCUGACGCUGGUCGGGACUCAGGGACGCUACGCCGGCAGCCUGGGGAAGGAGUUCGCCCGAGCGUACCGCCUCAACUACAGCCGAGACGGCCAGCAGUGGAAGUCGUGGAGGAACCGGCAGGAAAAUGAGGUGAUUCCAGGCAACGACAACACCUACGCGAUCGUCUACCGGGACCUUCAUCCUCCCCUCAUCGCCCGCUACGUCCGCCUGAUGCCGGUCACCAAACCGUCCACCACCGUCUGCAUGAGGGUGGAGCUGUACGGCUGUCCGUGGGACGACGGCCUGAUAUCCUACAGCACGCCGGAGGGUCAGAACAUGGUGCUGCCCGGCUAUCCCGCCGCCAGCCUCAACGACUCCACGUAUGACGGGGAGCGUGAACGGAGGAAGCUGGUGCGUGGCCUGGGCCAGCUGACGGACGGAGAGACGGGCCAGGACGACUUCCUGAUCACCCACCAGAAGAAGACGUGGCCGGGAUACGACUACCUGGGCUGGAGGAACGACUCGAUGGGAACUCAGGGAUACGUGGAGAUGGAGUUUGUGUUCGACAGGCAGAGGAACUUCACCUCCAUGAAGGUUUACAGCAACAACAUGUUCUCCCGCGACGUGAAGAUCUUCUCCUCCGUGUCGUGUUGGUUUAAGCCCCGCUUGAGCUGGGAGCUGGAGCCGGUGGUGUUCAAGACGGUGCUGGACGACCGGAACCCCAGCGCCCGCUACGUCACCGUGCCCCUCAACCGCCGCACCGCCAAGUCCCUCCGCUGCCACUUCUACUUCGCCGACCUCUGGAUGAUGUUCAGCGAGAUCUGCUUCCAGUCAGCAGAAGACACGACGACGGUGAUGACAGGAGUGGUGACCUCCACCUUGGGCUACGAGGACGUCACCAUGACAACCACACUAAUGACAUACAACACCGCCGUCCCGUCUGCCAACUCCACGUCCGAGGAGGGGAACACGCCCGUCCUGAUCGGCUGCCUCGUGACCAUCAUCCUUCUGCUGGUCGUCAUCAUCUUCCUCAUCCUCUGGUGCCAGUGCGUCCGCAAGGUGUUGGAGAAGGCUCCACGUCGAAUCCUUGACGAAGAGGUGACGGUUCGGUUGUCGUCCUGCAGCGACACCAUCAUCCUGCAGACCCCACCUGUGCCCCCUCGCUCUGGACACGCCCCCAGAGGCCCCGCCAACACUGACCCUCACUACGAGAGGGUUUUCCUGCUGGACCCACAGUACCAGAACCCGGCGGUGCUGAGGACCAAGCUGCCCGAGCUGUCCCAGAGCGCCGAGACCUCCGCAUGCGGCGGAGGCUACGCCGAGCCGGACGUCACCCAGUGCACCCCGCAUCAGGGUUUCCAUAGCAACGCGCCGCACUACGCCGAGACAGACAUCGUGCGGCUGCAGGGUGUCACCGGCAGCAACAUGUAUGCCGUGCCCGCCCUCACCGUGGACUCCCUCACCAGGAAGGACAUCUCGGCCGAAGAGUUUCCACGGCAACAGCUGAUUUUCAGGGAAAAGCUGGGGGAAGGGCAGUUCGGAGAGGUCCACCUGUGCGAAGCGGAAGGACUCCCAGAAUUCCUUGGGGAAAGGUCGCCUCUCCCAGACAGGGAGGGCCGUUCGGUGCUGGUGGCCGUGAAACAGCUGAGGGCCGACGCCACCAGCCAAGCCAGGAACGACUUCCUGAAGGAGAUAAAGAUCAUGUCCCGCCUGGACGACCCGAACAUCAUCCGGCUGCUGUGCGUCUGCGUGUCGUCUGACCCGCUGUGCAUGGUGACCGAGUACAUGGAGAACGGGGACCUCAACAUGUUCCUGUCGCAGCGGGAGAUCGAGAGCACGCUGACGCACGCCAACAACAUCCCAUCUGUGAGCCUGUCGGACCUCCUCCACAUGGCGGUGCAGAUUGCGUCGGGGAUGAAGUAUCUUGCGUCUCUGAACUUUGUUCAUCGCGACCUGGCGACCAGGAACUGCCUGGUGGACCGCCGGCUCACCAUCAAGAUCGCCGACUUCGGGAUGAGCCGGAACCUGUACAGCAGCGACUACUACCGCAUCCAGGGCCGGGCGGUGCUGCCCAUACGGUGGAUGGCCUGGGAGAGCAUCCUGCUGGGAAAGUUCACCACGGCGAGUGACACGUGGGCGUUCGGAGUCACCCUGUGGGAGAUCUUCACCCUGUGCAAGGAGCAGCCCUACAGCCUGCUGUCCGACGAACAGGUCAUCGAGAACACUGGCGAGUUCUUCAGGAACCAGGGCAGACAGAUCUUCCUCUACACCCCCCCGCUCUGCCCACCCUCUCUCUUCGAGCUCAUGAUGCGUUGCUGGAGUCGCAACAUCCAGGACCGCCCCACCUUCGAGGGACUCUACCAGGCCCUGAGGCCCCACGUCAACCAGUGACCCGGUCCCGCUGGGGGGGGUCACGCUCCACAGAGCUGUCGGAGGGGACGGGGAACCCGGCAGAGCCGCUUUGUGACUGUUUUUGAGAAACCGGGUGAAGAUGGAAGACAGAAACUUUAGUCUGUAGACGUUAAAGAUUCUUUCAUUGCUGAUUUCUGCAGCUUCUUCGACCUCUAUAAAGCUUAAACCACCUUUUUUAUUCUUUCGUCUCCGGGUUUCACUGUUGCCCGAAACUUUUGCUUUUUUCGAAGAUGCCAAAUACUGGACGGACGUUUCAGUCUCAUCGUGUCUCAUCGUGUCUCCCGUCUCCGUGGUUUUCAUUUCAAAGCACUGUUGCUGUGUCUCCUCGUUGCUUGUGUUCAGAUAUUAACCCACACUGGAGUUAAAAUGUAGUGAUGGCUUUUGGUUUUGAUUUUAUUUUUUUGAUUUGAGGUGUUUGUUUGUUGUUUUUUGUGGACAUGAAUGUUGUUCAGCUGAGGUUCACGUCACGGUGCCAAGAGGCUGCGUCUGAAACCUGUGUGGCCCGCGGACUGAAACCCGUCUGUGGGAGCUGUGGGAGCUGUGGGAGCUGUGGGAGCUGUGGGCGGUGGGGCUGAAACCACAUCAGAGGAAAAGGAGCUGAGCUGUGCCAGUUGAAAUGUGUCCAAAAACAAAAACAGAUCUUUAUAAACACGGUGAGAUUGUCCUGGUGUCGAGAGAAAGAUGCUUUCCUCCUGUGAUGGCAGGGUCCGGGUUUCCUGAGUCAACGGUACCGUGGGUUCUGGGGUCUGCAGCAUUUACAGAUAUGUUGAUGACGGGGCCCGCGGGCCUUCGGGUGCUCUGUUCUGCCUUCAUGUUCCACCGUCUCGUUCCCCUGAAGGUUCAUCAGCCGGAUUCAGAAUAUUGAGGAUUUUUAAACGAUAUUCAGUUGGAAAAUUCAGUAAAUCAUGUUAAUGUCCGUCCAACCGUCUGUUAACUUCUGCUUAUCAGAGUUCGGGCUUCAGGGGCGGCAGCCAAAGAGGCCCGUCUUGGCAGCGUGUGUGGCCCGGUCCACCUGCACCAGUCCACCAGUCAUAUCACUGUAACAACAUCACUGUCACGAUUGACUUUUGGUACCAAAUCUUUCUAAAGUCCGGUCCAGAUCGAUGUGUUUGAAAAGUCUAAGCAUCGUUAUUUGAAUGUCCUUCAUGAAGCGUAACUUUGCAGUUCGGAUCGUGGGGCAGAACCUCCCAGGGUGCAUUUGGGCCUCUAUUGGGGAUUUAGAUUUAGAUUCAGAUUAGCUGCUCGGUUAAAGCGGGACUCAGAUCAAUUGGGUUCGUUUUCUUUCAUCAUCUGUGUCACUAAACAAAACCAUUACAUGUUGGCUGGGCUGAAGUCAGGCAGGCACUUCUGGACGAGUUCUGAGCGAAGCAUCUGUGCUUCAGAGGCGGUCCGGGUCACUUCAGCGUCCCGUCAUCAACGUGAAGGCAGCAGGGUUUUACUCAAGAAGGAUCACCACAUUUUAGUUCUGCAGGGAGUGACAUCAUAGUUGACAUCCAAAACUUUAAAGGGGACAUGCAAAAAGUAAUAUUUCUGUGGUAAGAUACGACUUAUUUGGGUUGUUGGAAGUCAUCCCCAAAAGUCUGGAUCUGUGACAUCACAGAUCCAGAGUUUUUUCACCAAGACGUCACAAAACUAUGCCAGUUUUUGAGAAGAAGGUUUUAACAUGUCUGAAACAGGCUCCGCCCACUCCCCUCCGUCAGGACAUAAACCCACUUCAGUGAUGGUUGGGAGUCGUGCCACUUUGAUUAGCAUAUACAGAAGCAGUCGUCACUUUGAUAUGAAGCCUCGUGCACCAACUAUUUCUCCACAUUAUUAUCACUGUGUCGCCAUCGAGAGGAAAAAAGCACAUUUCGGUUCAAACUUUCAUCGUUUUCACUCCUUUUUUACAAUGAAAUGGUGUAAACUGGCUUUAAGAGAGGAAGACCACAUGAGAUGAUUUUGUGAACAUUUCUGAGUGUUUUGUCAUCUGUACUGUAUUUCACACUUCUGUGAGUGUGUAUAGGUGUGUGUGUAGGUGUGUGAGAGUGAGUGUUUGCAAGAAAAUGAAGUUGUGAUUUAAUGUUUUCAACAUUCCUUUUGAGCACUGGGAGCUCGUUGGGACCGACGUGGUUAACUGGAGUUGCUCUGUUGUGCCAAAUCACGUGAUAAACUGAGAGGAAAACAACAAGAGAAGGAAAACCACUAAACUCAAUCUCCCAGAAUGCUUUGCUACAGUGAGCCUGUGUGUUUUGUUCUGGUUUCUUCGGAGCGGUCUUUAGUUCCCGUAGUGUACAGUAUAAGUGAUAUAUGAUACCCAGUGUGUGAAUGCAGAUUACGUGUGGUAAUUGUUAAUAAUAAUUGAUUAUCUAUCAGAAUUUAUAGUAGCUAUUUCUGAUCGUUUCUCCUGGGGGAAGUUAAGGGGUUUGUUGUUGUUUUUAUUUUCCCGACCAUUUUUGCAGUUUCUGAAUGAGAUGUUCUGCUGUGUUAACUCCAGUUUCACACCCACACUGUUCGAUCCUCAGACUUUUUCAGAUAUUUUCUGUACAUAAGCGAGUGGCUGUGUAUAUUAAUAUAUUGGAAGGUGAAAACGUCGUGGUCCGUGGUCCCAAAUCAUUUUCAUUCUGUACUUCACUGUCAUGGUUCAUUCUCCUUAUAAUAAACACUCAAAGUUGUCAAACACAAAA